This is a messenger RNA of Melospiza melodia melodia, 5285 nucleotides long. It is a transcript of the gene YPEL2, whose product is annotated as yippee like 2. The transcript is spliced from 5 exons. Bases 263 to 622 code for a protein of 119 amino acids. The record is from RefSeq and is a predicted model, not a curated record. Lineage: Eukaryota; Metazoa; Chordata; Aves; Passeriformes; Passerellidae.
GGGCUCUGUGCGCGUCGGCGGCCGCCGCGCUCGGUCCGCGCCGGGACGCGCUCGGUGCGGCCGCGGUUUCCGCGCAGUCCCCUGCUCCUGGUGCCCGAAUCCCUUCGUCUGGAGCAUCAGCAGCGUGUGGAGCCCGCCCCACACAGCCCACCCCUGCCAAACCACGGCCUUUACCUGCGUGUUCCGCUGUUUCCCGUGCGACCCCUCCUGCGGGAGCGCCUCCUGGGCCACCCCCGACUUCAGCCAGCGCUCCGUGGCUCCAAUGGUGAAGAUGACGAGGUCCAAGACUUUCCAGGCGUAUCUGCCUUCCUGCCACAGGACCUACAGCUGCAUCCACUGCAGGGCUCACCUGGCCAACCACGAUGAGCUCAUCUCCAAGUCCUUCCAGGGCAGCCAAGGACGAGCUUACCUCUUCAACUCCGUAGUGAACGUGGGCUGUGGCCCCGCAGAGGAGCGGGUGUUGUUAACGGGACUGCACGCCGUGGCAGAUAUUUACUGUGAAAACUGCAAAACCACGCUGGGCUGGAAAUAUGAACACGCUUUUGAAAGCAGCCAGAAGUAUAAAGAAGGCAAAUACAUCAUUGAACUAGCUCACAUGAUCAAGGACAACGGCUGGGACUGAGCAGAGCCAGCCCUGCAGUGCCAGAGAUGCCAUCCAGCCCAACAUUGUACCCAAGAGUGAGAGAGUGACUGAACGCUUGGUUCCAUGCAUUUAGAGGCUCUGCAACCCGGGAGCAUCUUCACACCCUUCUCCAUCUUUAUUGGUGACUGGCCUCUAAAUUCCUGUCUCUCUGUCUCUUUGCUUUGUAUCUUGUUUGUGAGUUGACCCUGGCUGCUUCUCUCUCUGUUGUGUUGGCUCAGAGAAUGCACCGAAUGCCCGACAGCCAUUCCAUGUGCCCAGAGCUCCACCCAGCCUGGCCUGGGCUCUCCUGGCACCUCCCAGCUGGUGCCAGCCCCGAGGUUGGGCAGGAGAAGGUGGGGCAGGGGUGGGGAACCAUCAGAGGGUGAUGCUGUGCUGCUCCUUUCAGUCCUGGGUAAGCGAGGCUUGAAACCAUCUCCUUGUGUAAAUGGGCAGAGAAAUACCUGCUUGUGGAAAUGGAUAGAGAAAUAUCCACUUGUCUGAGUGGAUACAGAAAUAUCCACUUGUCAGAAUGGAUAGAGAAAUAUCCACUUGUCAGAAUGGAUAGAGAAAUAUCCACUUGUCUGAGUGGAUACAGAAAUAUCCACUCGUCUAAGAGGGACACAGGAAUAUCUCCUUGUGUGAAAGGACAGAAUUACCUCGUGGCUGUGUUUUCUCUGUGAAUCCAUCAGUGGCAGAGCCAGUUCCCCCACGAUCUGUGUUUUGGUUGCUGUUUGUGAGCUCCUUGUUGCAGGGGAGGUUCCUGCCUCUCCUUUUCCUCGCUGGUUCAGGGUAGGGAGGCUGAAGGUCCCAGCUGAGCACGGCCAUAGGGAGCAUCCCCAUGGCUGGAGAAACCAAAUCCUGAGCUGUGAGCCCUUCAGAGAGGAGGAGAAAACCACUCCAGGCACAAGGAGGCUGGAGCUGCAGCCUGGAGAAUGUGGAGAGGUGAAACAAGGCACGUGUGAGGCAAGAAGGGGGAAAUUCCAUAGAGGAGGAUGGGGACAAACAGUGGCAGAGGGUACCCCUGGAUCUCCUGGCCUCCCCUGAGCACCCUUGGUGGUGUUUCACCAAUCUUUCACAAGUGCAAGCAGGAAAAUGCUGUUACAGAACCUUUUCCUUGGAUGCCAGGCUCAGAAAAUGCACAGAAGUGGGGCGAGGAGGGAGCUGAGUGGUGGCAGCUGUGGUGCACAGGUGGAUAUUUCAUCCCUGAGGUAUCCUCCCCCCUUUCCCCACUCCCAGCAGCCCAGUGCAGGCACGGGGAGAGUGGGAAAGGAAAAAAGGAAAAAAAAAAAAGAAAUGAAGCAUCUUCCAGCAGCCCUGGAAUGAUCCAUGCCUUGAGGGGUGGAUUGGGUGUCAGAACUGCAGGGACAACGAGUCCUUCCCAUUUUUGUUUGUCCCUGGUGAUUCCUGAGCACCUUCCCAGGGGGAUGGUGGGGAAGGGUGUCCUGUGUGCCAGGGGAGCUGUGUAAAGUAAAAGUAAAAUGAGAAAUUUGCUCUGCAGCAUCCAGCCAGUAUCUGGUGCAUCACCCAGGACUGUUGAGCUGAGCUCGCUCUGUCUCUCCCCCAGUGAAUUUUUAUUUUUUGUUGGCAGAAUUCUCUCAAGUAGGUUAAUCCAUGGGGGGUAAAUCUUCCUUAAUGCAGAGGGAAGGAGUGAGUGAGUGUUGUGCAGGGGUGGUGGCUCCUCAUGGAACAGAAGCUCCAAUUGGAGCUGUGAUCUGUAAUCACUGCCCCCAGCCCCGAGAGAUGCCAGGGGCUGUGCAGGACUCAUUUGGUGUUAUUUGGCAGGGAAUGGGAGCAGAGACUCUCCUGAAGGAUCAGGGUGGAAUUCAGGGCUGGAUCCCUGUGCUGAAAGCCAGACCUGAUGGGCAAAGGUUGUUUAUUUUCUCUCUCAAGCUCUGUCCUUGGCGGCCGUGGCGAGCUGAGGCGGAGCUGGCCCGGCUCCUGCCGGGGAUGGAGUUGGUGACCAGCCCGUCCAGAGGCGGCUUCUGCCCUCACCCUCCUGCUCUGGCUGUGCAGCAAUUGCUUCAGCUUCUGGCUUGGACUGGCUCUGCUUCUGCCAGCCACGUUCCCUCAGUGACAAAUGCAGGAAAAAUCAGAACUCCCACAGCACCUGCUGGCACUGACCUGGUGCCAUCUCCCUGUCCCUUCAGUGAGGAUCCAUGGCAAUUCAUUGGGUUUUGACUGGUGGGAAGCAACUCCUGUUCUUCAAAGAGCUCUUUAUUCUGCACAGAGCCUUUAAAGAGCUGGGAGAGAGAGGUGAGGGAUCAUCCCAAAUCCUGUGGGGCUGAGAGGAGCACACAGGGCUCAUGGUUUGAUGUUGGUAUUGGGAGUGAGUGCUGGUCAAAAAGCAAAAUAAAAGGCAGGGCUGUGCAGAGAACUGCUCUGAGAAAUGCCAGCCAGGUGGAAAUGGUUUUAUCCAUUCAUUUGGGACAGAAAAGGACAAUGCCCCAUCAGACCUGGCUGGUUUUUAUGGUCACAGGUGUUGGCUUUUAAUGGCAACCAGUCCAAGCUGGAAUAGGGCGAGGCGUUAAUCUGCUUUUAAUUGGUUUUGUGCUGUUCAGUCUGUGCUCAGAGCCUGGCCCUGAGCCCUGGUGCAGCCCAGCCAGGCUGUGCCUGUCCCCAGCACCCAGGGAGCUCCUGGGCAGUGGCUGAGAGGGGAACUGGGGCUUGUGCAGCCCCCGUGAGUGCCCAGGGAGCAGGAGCAGCUCUGGCCGGUGCUGGGAUCUGGGCUCAGUGCUGGUGAGUGACACGCUCAGACAUAACCAAAGAACUUCCCUGCUGAGCUGAGCCAGGUGGGGGCUGUGCCCAGGAGAAGGGGAGAUGUGGCCCUCGGGAGCUGCUGCUUUCCCUGCACGGACAGCCCUGAGCUCCCCUCCUCUGCCUGGUGCCCAGCCCCGUGCCUGGGCAGCCCUGAGCACCCUUGAGUUUACAUCCCCCCCCGGACCCCAAAGCUCAGACCUGAGUGAGUUUUGAAAUUGUUUUUGCUCCGGUGUGAAAUCCUGACCCCUGUAAGAAAUAUUCAGAUGAUAAUAUAUAUACAAAGCAGGAAAAAAAAAAUAACCCCCAGACGUUACCUUGUGAAAUAUACUUUUGUAAAUAAUAUUUAAUUUUUUUUUUAAAAGAAAUAAUAUAUUUGGUGCUGUUUUCUCAGAGCCCCUCCCUGAGAGCACUUUUUUUUUGUUGUUGUUGUUGUUUAUGAUGAUCCUGUUUCCUUCUGUAUUUGUUGGAAAAUAUGUUUAAAGGGAAACAAAAGCUCCUGAUUUGCGUUGUCCUCUGAGGUGGAUCCGUGUUUCCUGUGGACGUGGCAGAUUUGGGCUGGGACAGGGGAUGUGUGGGCUGGCAUCAGGAGGGCUCCGUUCCCCCCUGCCCUUCCUGGAGCCCCUUUGCUCCCAGCAGGAGCCCCCAGAGCCCCUGGGGCUCCCAAUUUUCCUGGUUUGUGGAAUCCAGGCCUGGGAUUCCCUUGCACCGGUGCUGGCUGGAGUGAGAAGCUCUGGGGCUGGGCAGGAGCUGCAGCCUCAGGUUUGCAGGGGUGGAGGAUGGAGCUUUGAACCCAAUUUUAACCUAAACCACAAAUCUUUGGAUCCUGCUUUUAUCUUUGAGGGGAGGUUUUAUUUUUGUUGUUGUUGUUUUAUUUUUUUUUUUUUUAACCAGGCUGCUACAUAACAAAUUAGAGUAAAAGUUUACCUCUCUUGGCAGUAAAAUUCAUUUAUUUUGUUCUCCUUUCUGUCUUUAAUCUCCCCCCUUCUCUCCCUCCUUUGUUUUUAUUUCACUUGGUCUCUUGUUUAUCCAAAGUGGACCAACAGCACAAAGCACUGGACUGUGUUUUGCUGAGCAAGGAGCUGUUCAAGAACUGCUGCAGGUUCUUUAAAAAUUCUCUGGGUUUGGAGAACUUCAAACCCCACAGGAACAAAGCCAACCCUGCCAAACCAACCCCGUUGUUCUCGUGAUGAUCAAGUGAGAAUUCUCUCUCUGUGUGUGCAUUUUUCUGGCUGCUCUGAGAGUGUGUGGAUCAUGCAUUUCACUGCACUCCCCUGCUUUGGGAGGAGCUUCCAGGGGAAGCAGUUUUGGGAUGAAGAGGGGACACCAAACACCAAGCUCAGCUCAGUGGGAAGGAGCUCUCAGUGCUCAGAAACAAUCAGGUUAGACAGAGGUUUUCUGCAGAAAUCCUGGUGAGAAAGAACAAGCAGAAGAGGGGAAACGAAAUCAUCUUGAAUUCAGAAAAAAAAAAUAAAAAUCAAAAAUCAACAUGUUUAAAUGCAAGCAGAAUGGCAUUGUGUAAGGUACAACCACCAAUAAGCUGUUCUCAUCGUUACAACUGUGUGUAUCCUUUGUUUUGUUCUUCCUAAGGAAAUGGGAAUGCUUUCCCCACUGACAAAACUAAGGACAAUAUUUCCAAUACCAGCCUGUCUAUGGAUGCUCUUGUGUUUACAAAUUGUGUAUAUUUUUAUUUCUUUGAUCUUAUUUUAAUUUUUUUUUUGGCAUAUUCUUUCAGGUCAUUUGCUUCAGUCAUAAAUGCAAUUGUUUGUUUUCAAAUAAUUGGUUUUCACCUUUUCAUGUAUUUGUACAUUGUAUAUAGUUCUUCAGUAUUAGAGGGAGGCGUAUUGUUUGUCAUAUUUACAAUAUGUGUUGGUGCUCAUUUGAGAAAAUAAAAUUUUCAAGUACUAAA